AUGGGGAAUCUGAAUAAAACUAGGGUGGUAUUGAUUCCCAAGGUCACUCAUCUUACUAAAGUCACUGACUUCCGUCUAAUAAGCUUAUGCAAUGUAAUCACCAAAGCAAUUGCAAAUCGCUUUAAGACUGCUCUCUUAAUGGUUAUUUCAGACACACAAAGUGCUUUUGUACCAGUGAGGUUGAUGAGUAUAUCUGACAAUACCAUAAUGGCCUUUGAAUUUUUACACUCACUUAAGAAGAGAAGUAAUGGGGAGAAUGGGUGGAUGAGUGUGAAGCUUGACAUGAGCAAGGCAUAUGACAGGGUGGAAUGGAUUUUUCUAAAUGAUAUGAUAGAGGCUAUGGGAUUUUGUGGUCAAUGGCGGGAGCUGGUCCUAAGGUGUAUCAAGAAUCCUCAAGUUUCUUUCAUAGUCAAUGAAGUUAACAGAGGGUGUGUCAUAUCAGAUAGAGGCCUGUAA
Humulus lupulus (European hop) is the source of this 456-nucleotide messenger RNA. RefSeq lists its product as uncharacterized. Bases 1 to 456 code for a protein of 151 amino acids. The transcript has a single exon. NCBI's taxonomy places the organism in Eukaryota, Viridiplantae, Streptophyta, Magnoliopsida, Rosales, Cannabaceae. The record is from RefSeq and is a predicted model, not a curated record.